CCGGGCUUUCUGCAGCUCUCGCGAGACUUGGCCGGCGGUUGCUGGGAGACGCGGAGGCGACUGGGGGGCGGCCGGGCGAGCGAGAGGAGGAGGAGGGAGCGCCUCUGCCUGCCGGCGCCAUGGCACCCAAAAAGAAAGGAGAAAAGAAAGGUGGGGGCAAGAAGGGGAAGAAAGGCUCCCCGAUAGUGGACGUCAUCCCUGCAGAAGUCAUGACCAAAGAGCAGCUGGAGGAGCACAUUGGGCGUAUCCGGGAGGAGCUGGACCGCGAGCGGGAGGAGCGCAACUACUUCCAGCUGGAGCGAGACAAGAUCCACACCUUUUGGGAGAUCACACGGCGGCAGCUGGAUGAGAAGAAGGCGGAGCUGCGCAACAAAGACCGUGAAAUGGAGGAGGCUGAAGAGCGUCACCAAGUGGAGAUCAAGGUUUACAAGCAGAAAGUCAAGCACCUGCUGUAUGAGCACCAGAACAACAUCACGGAGCUGAAGGCGGAAGGUACAGUCUCCAUGAAGCUGGCCCAGAAAGACCACCGAGCCCAGGAGAUGGAGAUGCGCAAGGACAUGCGCACCCUGAAGGUGGAGCUGAAGGAGCAGGAGCUGGCCAACGAGAUGGUGGUGAAGAACCUGCGGCUGAAACAACAAGAGGACACGACUCGGCUGCGUAACGACUUUGAGAGGCAGGUGAAAGAGAUCGAGGCCAAGUACGAGAAGAAGAUGCGGGUGCUGCGUGAUGAGCUGGACCUGCGCCGGAAGACGGAGAUCCAUGAGAUCGAGGAGAGGAAGAACGGCCAGAUCAACACCCUGAUGAAGAAUCACGAGAAGGCCUUCAGCGACAUCAAGAACUACUACAACGACGUCACCCUGAACAACCUGGCGCUCAUCAACACCCUCAAGGAGCAGAUGGAGGAGAUGAAGAAGAAAGAGGACCACCUGGAGAAGGAAAUGGCCGAGGUCUUGCUGCAGAACAGGAGGCUGGUGGAGCCGCUCCAGCGAGCCCGUGAAGAAGUGGCUGAGCUCCAGAGGAAGCUGUCCCACUAUGAGAAGGACAAGGCCUUGCUGGCGAGCACCCAGGCCCGGCUGAAAGUCACCCAGAAGGAGCUGAAGGACCUCCAGUGGGAACACGAAGUGCUGCAGCAGAGGUUCAGCAAGGUGCAGGAGGAGCGUGAUGAGCUGUACCAGAAGUUCACCAAAGCCAUCAACGAGGUUCAGCAGAAAACUGGCUUCAAAAACCUGCUGCUGGAGCGGAAGCUUCUCGGCCUCUCCAGCAUCCUGGAGAAGAAGGACGUGCAGCUCAAUGAAGUGCUGGCCGCCUCCAACCUGGAUCCCAGCGCCCUCACCGUGGUCACCCGCAAGCUGGAGGACGUGCUGGAUGCCAAGAACAGCGCCAUCAAGGACCUGCAGUACGAGCUGGCCCGAGUGUGCAAGGCACACAACGACGUGCUGCGGACCUACGAGGCCAAGCUGACGGCCUUUGGGAUCCCCGUGGACAACCUGGGCUUCAAGCCCAUGGAGACCUCCGUGCUGGGCCACACGCUGGGCCAGGGCCCUGCUGGACUGGUCUCGACCCCCACGUAGCCGGGCCCGGCCCCUUCCGAGAGAGCCUCGUGUGCCGCCAGCAAGCCUGCUUCCCGCGCCCGCCGUGGGAUCGGAGACAGCCGUGGAGGGCCGGAAGGCAGCAGCCCCCUGGGAAGAGAGUGGGGCCGGGCCGCUCUGGCCAGGCCCUCCCCUGCAUUAAAGAAGGCCUUGUUGA
Messenger RNA from Hemicordylus capensis (graceful crag lizard), 1746 nucleotides. It is a transcript of the gene GAS8, whose product is annotated as growth arrest specific 8. Gene Ontology annotation, molecular function: small GTPase binding; microtubule binding. Gene Ontology annotation, cellular component: microtubule; motile cilium; Golgi apparatus. NCBI's taxonomy places the organism in Eukaryota, Metazoa, Chordata, Lepidosauria, Squamata, Cordylidae. Bases 120 to 1571 code for a protein of 483 amino acids. The transcript has 11 exons. Gene Ontology annotation, biological process: flagellated sperm motility. The record is from RefSeq and is a predicted model, not a curated record.